CGGAAAUUGAGGCGUCCUUCUCCAUUAUCAGCAACAAUUAGAACCAAUUCAUGCUACAUAUGUACCGUACAGUUGGAUGCGAUAGCGAAAGACUGCAAAUCAUGCAACGGUUCGGCCGAACCCCAACUCUACCAGAUCUCCAGCCACAUAGAGCACAAAUCACCCAACCCAACCAAGAAUACUAGUAGGAAACAUAGACAUAGAACAAUGCACCUAAACAGCGUUCAUCAACUACCAGCACCAUCCACAGCACCUCACGAACACAUCCUAAAACGAUACCCACCACCACCGAACCUAGGCAAACCCUCCAGCCUAGGCACACACAACCCGGCCGAAACUGCCGCUCACCCCAACCGAGUAAACCCAUCCCAUCCCAUCCAAUCCCCACUACAACGUCGUCAACGGUACGGUACACCGUAAGUAAAUAGGUAUACCACCACUGCUUUAAGAAGGCCCCAUAACACCCAGCCAGCCAGCCAGCCAGCCCUACAGACCAUAAACCCAGGAAAUGACAUCAUCCCACCCAUCCCGCCUCAUCCGACACGCUCAUCCCGAGACGUAAAGCCGAGCACACGAGAGCGUGACAUAUGUACCAGACCCGAUAGAGAGACCGAAGAUUCCACGGCACUCCAGUUCUACAAUGCCAGAAUCAUCCAAUCUCGAAAAAACCAGGGUAAAAAUCGUAGAUAUAUAUAGACCC
Molecule: messenger RNA, 700 nt
Organism: Aspergillus aculeatinus CBS 121060
Lineage: Eukaryota; Fungi; Ascomycota; Eurotiomycetes; Eurotiales; Aspergillaceae
Exons: 1
Coding region: 208-420 (70 amino acids)
Source: RefSeq, a predicted model, not a curated record